AUGAGCAACAUCUGUGAGGGUUCGGCUAAAUUCGGAAAGCCUGUUGACUUGACGCCUCAGUGGCUGGACAAGGUCAAGGCUACCGGGUUUGUCGAGGUUGAGCAAAAGAUUUACAAAUGCUUCCUUAUCGAGGAACAGCAGGCCGUCGACUCCUAUACCCCCGGGAUUUUCUCUCGCAUCCGCGGUUGGAGCCAGGAAGAGAUCCAGGUCCAUAUUGCCAGAGUGAAGAACGACAUUGAGAACCCUGCCAUUCACCUAUAUAUGCCCGUCUACUUCAUCUGGGGUAAGAAACCGGAGGCAUGA
This is a messenger RNA of Verticillium alfalfae VaMs.102, 303 nucleotides long. RefSeq lists its product as hypothetical. The transcript has 2 exons. Lineage: Eukaryota; Fungi; Ascomycota; Sordariomycetes; Glomerellales; Plectosphaerellaceae. The coding region runs from base 1 to 303 and encodes 100 amino acids. The record is from RefSeq and is a predicted model, not a curated record.